Lactuca sativa (garden lettuce) is the source of this 765-nucleotide messenger RNA. RefSeq names its product putative F-box/LRR-repeat protein 23. The record is from RefSeq and is a predicted model, not a curated record. Gene Ontology annotation, molecular function: protein binding. NCBI's taxonomy places the organism in Eukaryota, Viridiplantae, Streptophyta, Magnoliopsida, Asterales, Asteraceae.
AUGACAUCGCCAUCAAAACAACAAGAACCAGAAGAGAGAAAUUGGGUGGACGUCCCAUAUGAUGUAAUGGCUAACAUUCUACACAAAGUUGAUGCUUUUGACAUACUUGAGAAUGCCCAGAAAGUUUGCACAAGUUGGCGUAAAAUCUGCAAGGAUCCUAUGAUGUGGAGAGUUAUAGAUUUUUCGGUUAAUCAUGCGAGAGUCGAUCAACUACCACCACUAAGGGAGAUGUGUGAGCAUGCUGUUGAUAGAAGCCAAGGCCAAUUUGUUGAUAUCACAAUCGUGGGUUUUACCGAUAAUGAGCUUCUCCAGUAUGUUGCUGAUAGAUCAAGUCAGCUAAGGCGGCUUGAAAUCUCAUAUUGUUUCGAGGUUACAUAUAUAAGCUGGAGUGACGCUUUGAAGAAAUUACCAGUAUUAGAGGAACUCAGUAUCUACGUAACACAUAUCUCGAAAGAAGCUAUUGAAAGUGCUGGACAUUACUGUCCCAUGCUAAAAACAUUGAAACUGAACAAUAAUCCAUUGAGAAGCCGUGAGUUGUCAAGGUUUCCUAAUGAGAGAGCAAUAGCUAUCGGAAAAAACCUACCUGAGUUAAGGCAUCUUGAACUCAUUGGAGACAAGAUGACAAAUGUUGGGUUGGAGGUGAUUCUUAAUGGAUGUCGCCACCUUGAAUCACUCGACUUGCGUGCAUGCUCUUACAUUGACUUGAGUGUGUGCUCUUACAUUGAUGGUGAGGGGGAACCGAUUUGGAGAAGAUUAAAUGUGUAA